Molecule: messenger RNA, 3309 nt
Organism: Drosophila erecta
Lineage: Eukaryota; Metazoa; Arthropoda; Insecta; Diptera; Drosophilidae
Gene: eco
Product: N-acetyltransferase eco
Exons: 2
Coding region: 156-3272 (1038 amino acids)
Biological process (GO): mitotic sister chromatid cohesion
Cellular component (GO): nucleus; chromatin
Molecular function (GO): protein-lysine-acetyltransferase activity
Source: RefSeq, a predicted model, not a curated record
AUCGCUGUGGAUCUCCAAGCAGCUGAUAAGUGUUGACAAACGUCCGCAGAGACCUCGAUCGAUCCAACCACCCCCAACACUGGGCAGCUACAAAAAAGCGCGAAGGAGUCACAAUUUGUACAAAGUUAAGCGAAAUAUAAGAUUUGCGCGCGAUCAUGGAGACCCCGACGGGUAGUCGCCGUCCAGGUCGCAUAGCCACCCCGCGUCUGUCCGAGCGCAAGCGGCAGCUCUUCGGCAGUCCGGUAUCCAGGCUGCGCCAGAUCAACGACGACGAGGAUGAUGGGGACGUAGCAAGUCUGGGUGUCUUGCCCCUGAACACCCAUGUGGCGGCCAACAGGCAGAGAAAGAGCCUCUUCGCUGCGGGGGCCGGCAAGUCGAGCAGCAGUGCCAACAGCAGCCCGGAAACCAACAAGGAGAACAAGAAAUCCCGUGGAGUCGUGACAGCCACGGCGGAGCAACUGCCUCAAUUGUUUACAGCCACCAUGCAGCUGAAUAGCAAGAGCAGCAGCAGCAGCAACAGUCCCACCAGCAGCCCGCGAAAGCGAGCGGAUUCUUCAAUGUCAUCGCCCACAUGCUCCUCCGAAGGAACUCCUUCUCCGAGGGCCAGAACCAGCCUCAGACGCAGUCCACGAACCUCCAGUGCGCAGAAGGAUCCUGAUGCGUUUUCUCCGGCAAACUCAUUUCAUACUGGACAGGCUCCAAGAUCUGGGUUAGAAAAAUCACAGAAAAAACACAACAAUAACCAAAAGACCACUGCCCAAGUGCAUACAACUAAACUCAAGAAAACGAGCCCAGCUGAAGAGUUCGAAGACGACGAAAAACCCUCUAGUAGUAAGAACUUCAGGAAGAGUACAGAAGUACGCGAAGCAAAUAUACCGCAGAUCAUCAGUCCAAAAACAAGGAAUAGGCGAAGAAACUCGGAGGAAAUAAACAGCAACAGUCUGAAGGCUGCUGUCCAGGUACCUGUAAUUAAAACGGAUAGCGAGAACAUGACGUCGGAUGACGACGAAAACCGAGAUAUUGAAACAGCAGCAGUUAAGCUAGAAAACAGCAGAGGAAUAACCAAAUCCCCAGUAGAAGUGUUCAAGUCCAAUAACGAUGAAACCACAAAACAAAACCCAGUAAAGACCAUCAAUGAAAAAGCGAAAUCCCCUGGAGAAGCCACAGCAAAGAUCACAGAGAACCCAAUAGGCAGUAUGAAGAUUGAUGUCGAAGUGUUCGAAUCGGACGAGGAAGCACCCAAUCGUAAGCCCCCAAAGCGAUUGCACUCUGAAACGUCCAACCACACUGCUCCCUCAGCGGAGUCCGACUAUGGAUCGCCGCAGAGCAAGAUGCGCAAGAUGACGCUGAGUAGCAGCAUUCCCACCAUGGCCUUCUAUUCCCACAGUGGAGGCACUGUCACAAAGUCGAGAAGAUGGCCGUCCGCAUCCAAGAACAUGCUAAAGCAUCCAACGAUGUCGCCAAGCUCCCGUCCACCAUUGGGCAUUAAUAGAGGUGUUCACCACAAAAUACGUAAGCGCCACGGAUUCGCCUCUCGAUUGCCACCCACCGAUUUGGACAACAUUAUCAACUCGCUGACCAACGAACGGCUUAAGAAGCUGAUCGCCACCAAGCGUGAGGAGCGCGCCAAAGUGGAGAAAGUCCAUCAGAUCCUGCGUAGUGCCAAGGACCCGAUCAAAAUGGCCAAACCAUUGAGUGUGAUUGGAGCCGACGAUGCUAACAAUAAUAACAGUGUGCCAGAAACCGCAUGGCAAGAAACGUCAGGCGACUUCUCUGACCUUAGUGAGGAUGAAGAUAUUGACCCCGUCAUCGAAAUGGAGCCCAUCAUACCGAUAAUUCGCCACGAGCCGAUUCAGAAAUCGCCAACCGCCGAGCCAGCCGAUCUUAGUAAGCGGAAGUUCUUUAAAUCGGGCCAGCGAAGCAGCGCCUGCAUGGAGGUGAGAAUCACGGACAACAUCCGGGCCAGUGUCAGCCAGGGCAAGAUUGCCCUCGUCCAAACUACACGCCGUAAGCCGCGGCAAGUGCGCGUCAAGUCGGCCACUAUAUUUUCAGCCGAGCAAGCCACUGUGGAUGCGAUCCUGAAGAACCUGGACGACACGGUGGUUGAUGAGAUUGUUGAAGCGAAUCCGGUGGCACAGGCAACGUCUAUGGAUUCUGAAGAAACUGCCAUGGAAACGGAUCCGCUGCCGGAAAUAAUUGAAUAUGCACCAGAAACGAAUGAUGUGGAAAUUGAUCCAUUUGCUGAAUUCCGUCAACGUUUGCCAUACGAAACCAAUGAUCCCGAAGUCGUAGAGCAGCAGGAAAUCUUGCUAGAGUUUCUCAUUAGCAACAAUAUUUGCACCGAAAAGAACUUUCAGAUUUUCAUUGCCAAUCCGGACGACUACAAGGACGAGGCCAAUCAAAUUGUGGACGAAUUGUACAUGGUGGUAAACAGCGAGGAGGCUGCGCAGCCUGCUCAGAUGGAAGCGGUGAUUGUUGCACCACAGCAGGAUCCUCCAGCAACAGAGGAAGUUCAACCAAAGCUAUUUCCCAUAUUUACUCAACGCCUACAGCCCGUUGUCCAGAAAUCGAUGCGUCGUCGUCCGGCUACAUCGGUGCGAUUGCUUUCGGCGGCUGGAGGCUCGAAUCAGUACCAGAUCGAUGCUGGUCAAAAGGCCUUCGGAGCGCGACAGUGCCAGCAGUGCGGACUGGUGUACACUGUGCACGAACCGGAGGAGGAGCUGCUGCAUCGGGAGUACCACAACUCCAUCCAUGUGCUGCGAUUCAAGGGCUGGAUCGACGAGGACAUUGUGUCCGUUUAUCCGGAGUGGGCCAGCGACGGCCGCAUCAUACGGAUCAACGAGCGGGCUCCGCCAGCUCGCCUCGACAGACUGCGGGAUCUCAUUGGUGUGGUGGACAAAGAGCUGGGCUACUCCUCGUACAUUGUGCCAAAGAUCUUUGUGGCCUUCAUAGCAGUGCAAAAGCAGAAAAUCGUGGGUUUCUGCCUGGUGCAGCCCCUGAGGCAGGCCCAUCGUUUCAUCCAGGUCGAUGGCACGGACUACUUCAGUGAGGAAAGCUACCCGGCCAGUUGCGGCGUGUCACGCAUCUGGGUCUCCCCGUUGCAGCGACGCAGCGGGAUCGCCAGCAAGCUGCUGCGAGUCGUCCAGUGCCACACGAUCCUCGGUCAGGAGAUCGCCAGGGAGGACAUCGCCUUCAGCACGCCCACCGACGAUGGUCGAGCUCUGGCGCGCCAGUUUACCGGGCUGGAUAACUUCCUGACCUACGACCAGUGAUCGGGCUAAAUGGAAUCGGUUAUUGAAUAGGUGGAUU